AUGCUUUUUUUUGCUACAGGUACAUCAAUUUUAAAAGAUAUACUUGAUACAAAACUACCUCAAGGUAUUAUAAUCGAUUAUCAACACGUGAGUUUGUUACGACAUACAAAAACACUUCUUUAUCAAGUCUACAAACAAUUUAAUCCUUCUCAACGUCAGUUAUUUGAUAUUAAACUGAAACAACAAUGUUUUCCACAUUUUUUUAACCGACGUAUGAAAACAUGUAAGGACUUAUCAUUCAUGAAAGCUGUUGAAUUACGCAAUGUAUUGAUAUAUGGUCUUUUACCAUUAUCUUAUGAAUUCAUAAAUCAUGAACAAUUAGCUCAUAUGUCUCUAUUUAUAUGUGCUAUUAGGCUCUACCACUCUCAACCACCAAUGUUCGGACAAACAACAGCAACAAUAGCAAAUCAACUAUUCAAACAGUACUAUAAAGAUCACAGAAAAUUUUAUCAUCUCAUACAAAAUUAUGUUCUACAUUUACAUGCUCAUUAUGAUGAUCAGUAUGUUAACUACGGAUCGUUAUCUAAUAUUGGGUGUUUCCCUCAAGAGGACCUAAUAGGUCACGUCAGUUCAAAUACAUACGGUACAAGAUAUUAUGGAGAUCAAAUGGCUCACUACUAUAAUAUAAAUUUUUCAUUACAUAAUCGAGUGCCACAUACAAAAUAUGAUAUACAUUCUAAACCAAUAGAUUUAAAUCCUGGUUUAAUCAUUGAUAAUUAUACAAUAAUCAUAGCACAUCAUAAUCGAAUAUGUAGUUGUUUGAAUAUUCCAAAAUGUAUAUCCAUUUAUCGUCGAUGCAUUAUACGAAGAAGUUACAGCCAAUGUAAUACAAUUUAUGAACAGAUGACAUCAGAUGAUGUCGAAGAUGAAAACGAUGAAGAGGAACAAAUAAAUGAAUCAGAAGAAGAUAUUUUAUCUACCGAUGAUAACAGUUACAGUCAAACACAAACACGUUCACCAUUAACACAGAAAAGAAAACGAUCUUCAUUAACGAUAGCUGAUGAUGACGAAGAAUCUAACAACGGUUUAUCUGUACCACAACAAAACUUAUCAACAAAACAAAGUCGUUAUAUGUUUUUAGCUCAUGUUUUGUACCAAACAAUCGAUCAAAUGCAGCAUACAGUUUUACAUGGCCUAGAAAAAAAACUAAAAGCUUUUAGUAAAAAGGUUGAUCGAUUGGUUCCAGCUUUAGGUGAUUAUAGUUUGGAUUCAUACAGAGAAAAGGAUGAGAUUUUUAAUGGUAAAGACUUGUUAACGAUUCGAGGACGUGACAUAUACGACUUCGGUCGACAAAUUCUAAGAGAAUUGUUUACACCACAAGAGUUAAACGAAUGUAUUUUACCACCUGGUAGAAAACAUUUAAGUCGGCCUCCAUUAGAUGUUGAUCGCUUUAACAUUUUUCAUGAAGCUGUUCGUAUUAAAUAUCGUUUAUCAGCAUUACAUUAUGAUUCCUGCUUUUCCAAACUUAUUAAACCAAGGAUGUCAGAUUUUCUCAUUGACGAGAGGAAAAGACAAGCUAAAGCUUUACUUCGACAAUCAACAGCUACAGAACCAACACCACAAGCUCUUUAA
Messenger RNA from Adineta steineri, 1572 nucleotides. The record is from the annotation of a GenBank genome assembly. NCBI's taxonomy places the organism in Eukaryota, Metazoa, Rotifera, Eurotatoria, Adinetida, Adinetidae.